AUUAAUAAGAGAUCUUAAUCUACUAAUUUUCUGUUUCUUUAUUCUAAAAUUGAUCAAUUGAUAUAAUAAUGCUUUCCACCGCUGCUAGAAUCGCUUCCCGUAGAUCCGCUUCCGGAUUUGUUACCGCUGUCAGAACCAAGGUUUCUCUUCCAGAUCUUGACUGGGAUUUUGCUGCUCUUGAGCCACACAUUUCUGGUCAAAUUAAUGAAUUACAUUACACCAAGCACCACCAAACUUAUGUUAAUGGUUACAACACUGCCAUUGAACAAUUGGCCGAAGCCAAGGCUAAGGGUGAAGUUAAGAAGACCAUUGAACUCCAACAAAACAUCAAGUUCCACGGUGGUGGUUACACUAACCAUUGUCUCUUUUGGAAGAACUUGGCCCCAGAAAAGCAAGGUAGUGGUGAACCUCCUGCAGCUGAUUCUGAAUUUGCCAAGAAGAUUGCUGAACAAUAUGGUUCUCUUGACAACUUGAAGGCUUUAACCAAUGCUAAAUUGGCUGGUAUUCAAGGUUCAGGUUGGGCUUUUAUUGUUAAGAACAAGGAAAACGGUGACAAGUUGGACAUUGUUACCACUUACAACCAAGACACUGUCACCGGUCCAUUGGUCCCAUUGGUUGCCAUUGAUGCUUGGGAACAUGCUUACUACUUGCAAUACCAAAAUGUUAAGGUUGAUUACUUUAAGGCUAUCUGGAAUGUUAUCAACUGGAAGGAAGCUGAAAAGAGAUUCUUGGUUAACUAAGUAUAUAAUGAAAAUACAUGAAAUAUAUUAAUACAUAUGGUUAAAAAACAUAUUUAGCAAUGUCAAAAAUGCUAGACAGAAUAUA
[Candida] anglica is the source of this 825-nucleotide messenger RNA. The record is from the annotation of a GenBank genome assembly. Lineage: Eukaryota; Fungi; Ascomycota; Pichiomycetes; Serinales; Debaryomycetaceae.